Molecule: messenger RNA, 4409 nt
Organism: Aricia agestis (brown argus)
Lineage: Eukaryota; Metazoa; Arthropoda; Insecta; Lepidoptera; Lycaenidae
Product: tetratricopeptide repeat protein 21B-like
Exons: 13
Coding region: 458-4354 (1298 amino acids)
Biological process (GO): intraciliary retrograde transport; protein localization to cilium
Cellular component (GO): intraciliary transport particle A
Molecular function (GO): protein binding
Source: RefSeq, a predicted model, not a curated record
AACAAGCGGUUUUUUGGUGGGCAAUAUCAUUAUACCUUCAUGGGCAAUAUUGACAAAAUUGGAAUAAUAUUGUUAUUUACCUGCUAAAGUCUAAACAAUACUCAUUGCUCGCAAACAAUUUGCUAUUGUAAUGAUCACCCGUGCCCGAGCGUUUUCUACAGAAGUGUUGAAAGUUGUCAACAAUGUUGCUAAGCAAAAGUUUGUUGUGACUCUUGAAAAUAAUGAAGCACAGUUAGAUUAUAAAAAACAAGAUAAAGAAAUAACCUUUAUCCAUACAAAUGUACCAAAGGAGUUUCAAGGAAAAGGAGUGGGAAAGCUAUUAGCUCAGCAUGCCUUUGAUUAUGCAUCAGAAAAUAAGUUUAAAGUAAUUUGCCAGUGCCACUUUCUGGCAAAAUAUUAUCGAGACAACAUCAAUCAGUACAAGGAUCUUCAGGUGACGCUGGACUUGGAGUAAAUCAUGGAUACUGAGUUGAGUAGAUGUAGAAUACUAUAUUAUAUAAGACAAAAAUAUUAUGGCAAAGCUAAAAAAAUUGCAAAAGAAAGACUGUCACAGCAACCAGAUCUGAAUGAAUUACUAUUCUAUCAUGGAAUAGCUAAUAUCCUUGAAGGACAAGUUCAAAAGGGCAUAAAUGAUUUAUCCUCACUUCAGUCAGACAAAGAUUUACAACUGGCCGUGUAUAUUGCCCUAAUCUAUAGCUACAAAUUGAUCAGUUCACAUGAUAAGGAGGAGUUGUAUAAUUUAGAAACUAAAUUGAAAGAAGAACGUAAACAGGCUGGUGCUACAUCAUUUUACUAUGCAGGUAUAUUCUUAUCACUCGCUGAAAAGUAUGAGAAAGCUGCUGACCAUAUAAAUAAAGCUCUAAGAAAGGAUUCCAACAAUAUUAACACUAUUAUUCUAAAAGGCUGGAAUGAUAUGCUUUCAAAUACAAGGGAUUUAAAGAAUUCUACAUUAGAUUGUUUUGAAUUAGCUCUCCAGAAAAAUGAUAAAAAUAUUGAUGCAGUGUUGGGUGCAGCUAAAUUCAAAUAUUUGGUUGGUGAAUUUGAAUCCUCAAACUUAUUUUUGGAUAAACUUAUUGUACAUAAUCCCAGAGAAGUAAUACCAUUGAUUGAAAAACUAAGCAAUGAGUUUGCCGCUUUGAAAUGGGAGUCCGUUUAUGAUGCCAUAGAAAGGAUAUUUUCAAUAGAACCCAACAAUAUUGACGCUUUAAAAAUAAAGAUAUUUAUUGCCCUGUGUAAGAACUGUGAUUAUAUUGAGGCGGUCGAUCAACUCGAUACUUUUUAUUCUGUACUCGAGUCCGAAGAAUCCACCAAUGGGUAUCAGUUCCUUAACACUGCACAAAUAUUUUCUAAGGCGUGUGGAAGACACAAUGCUGUUUUAUCUCAGGUAUACAGGUUUGUACAGUACGCUUCAGAGAUGUAUCCAAAUAAUGUUGAAUACUUAUGUGAGGUGGGCUACCAAUGUGUAUUGCAGGGAAAACACAAGGAUGCCCUCAACUUUUUCAAAGCAGCCAGUAAAAUUGACAGUAAUUCUAUUAUGUCGCUGUGCGGCUUGACCAUCUGUCAAAUGUUUGAGAACGGCCCAACUGAACAAGUCGCUCAGCAAGUUGAAUUGCUAUUUGAGAUGCAAGGAACAAAUAAGUUUCCAAUGCUCUUUUUGCUACUAGCUCAAUUAAAUAGAAAGAACCCAAAAUCACAAUCAUACCUCAACAAAGCUAUAGAAACUCAAAUUUCUAUUGCUGCAACAUAUCCCCUGGGCCUGACAUACAUUAAAAAACUAGAUCCAGAUUUCCUUUUGGAUGUUUAUAAAGAGCUUAAGAAACAUAUUCCUAAGAAGCCCCUAGUAAUAACUGGGUGUUUGCUAUACACACAGGAAAGCAGCAAUACUGUUUAUAUUAGUUGUGAAAAACUAUUGAGCACAAUAUGCAAAGCUUGUCCUGGACUUAUACCUGCAUUGUAUGAGCUUGCUAAAUUGAAGUUUUUAUUUGGCUUUGCACCUGAGGCACUGAAGUUGUGUCAGCAAGUGUGCGACCUUGACAACACUCAUGCUGAGAGCCACGUCUUACUAGCUCAGAUUUAUGUACAGCAGCAAUCUUUUGCUAAGGCAGCUCAUAGCCUUGAAAUGUGUUUGAGUUAUAAUUUCAAAGUGAGAGACAGCGCAAUGUACCAUUUCUUACGAGGUGUCAUAUUGAAGAGCUCCAAUGAGCAGCAAGAUGCUCUGACGAGUUUCAGCACGAGCCUUCAAGUUGCAUCUAAAGGUGGCAUAGGUGCAAGUAAGCAGAACGAGACAGACUUGAACAUUAUCGACAAGGCAACAUUAUACUUGGAGAUAAUUGAGCUCCAAACAACUUUAGGUCUUUUAGGAGAAGCUGGGAAAAUGAUGCAGGAAGCGAUUCAAGAAUUAGCCUACACGUCUGAAGAAAGCCGCUUGUCUAUAGCUCGCGCGGAUUUGGCACUGAAGAAGGGAGAUAUCGACAAUGCAAUAGACAUACUGAACGAGGUGAAGCCCGGCCAGCCCUACUACUUUCAAGCUCAUAGCAAAAUGGCGCACAUAUACCUGAAGGAGAAGAGAGAUCAUGCUAUGUUUACAACCUGUUUUAAAGAAAUCGUCAGUAAUCAUCCAAUGGCCGACGCGCAUACUAUGAUGGGAGAUGCAUUUAUGUCUAUUCAUGAACCUAAGCAAGCUGCGGAAGCCUACGAAAUAGCCCUCAAAGGGAAUCCCAAAGAUGUUCAGCUUGUGAAAAAACUCGGUGUUGCUCUAUACAAAAUGCACAAAUACGACAAUGCUCUCCAACACUAUGAGAAUGCUAUCAAAAUAAUUACUGAUGAUGAUGAUAUCAAAAUUGAAUAUUUUGAACUUCUAAUAAAGCUUAAACAAUAUGACAAAGUUGACUCAAUCAUUUCUUCUGAGCUAAAUCAGCCCUACAACAAAGAGAAGGAUAAGAAAACUCUAAAACGACGUAUACAACUGCUGCUUCUCCAGGCGAAAAGUCGGGAGAUAAAAAACCCAGCGGCUAGCAACACCAACCUUAUACUGACCGAAGCUAAAGAGUUGCAAAGUGCUGUGCUCAAACGAGUAGAAGUUGACGCGAGAGGAGAUGUAAACGAGGAGAAGAAGAAGCUAUCGGAGAUCCUUUGCGCGCUGGCUAAAGUGAAAUCUGUCAAGGAACCAGCUAUUGCCAUUCACUUGUAUUCCGAAGCGUUGAUACAUUGCCCGCGGGAACCAAAUACAUUGUUGGCGCUAGCGAAACUAUUCGCACAGAUGAACAACAUGGAGAAGUGUGAGCAGACGUGUGCUGUGCUGCUCAGCGCCGAUCCCAACAACGAAGCAGCUGCUGUCAUGAUGGCUGACUUGGCGUUUAGAAAGGUGGACUUGGAGAGCGCGGCGCGUCACCUGACACAGACGCUGUCGGUGCGCGCACGCAGCUGGGCCGCGCUGGCGCAGCUCAUCGAGGUGCAGUGGCGGCGCGCGGAGCUGCCAGACGCCGCACGCGCCCUUGCUGCCGCUGAACCCGCUGCACAGGACGAAGGCUACUCGUACUGCGCGGGUCUGUGCGCGAUGUACGAGGGCAAAGUGAACGCGGCACUGCGUCACUUGAACCGCGCGCGGCACUCGCAGUGGGGCCGGGCGGCGGCCAGGCGCAUGGUUAUGCUCUGUCUCACUCAGCACGCUGCUGAUGUUGAUGGGAGUGAGGAGUCGGACACGCGUCUACUAGCGCUGCGUACAGCAGAGAAGUUACUAGCUGAGGUGGCGCCAUCGGAGCGCAAGGCGCUACAGGCGCUAGUGACGUUAGCUACGCGGCAGAAGUCGGCCGCAGAGCGCGUGUUACAGGAUCUACUGCCUUUAGUGACAGAAGACAACUACCAGGACGACCCGCUGGUUAUACUGGCUAUUGCUAAUGCGUACACCUUAAUAAAGCAGCCUACCCGUGCCAAGAAUAUACUCAAGAGAACUGUGUCGUCUAUACCGUGGACGCCCGAAAACGCUGAUGGUUUAGAAAGAUGUUGGCUAGAAGUUGUGGACAACCAAAUUAACUCGGGCCGAAUGGAAGUAGCUAAAGAGCUACUGUCAAAAAUUUUACUUCACAAUCAAUCUUGCGCUGCGGCCUAUCAAUAUCUUGGGUACAUAUCAGAGAAGGAACAGAACUACAAAUCAGCGGCUCACAACUACGACAAGGCGUGGACUCACUCAGGGAACGAUCUCGCCAUCGGAUACAAACUAGCGCAGGCCUAUCUCAAGAUAAAGAAGUACCCCGAAUGUAUAGUGGUAUGCCGGGCUAUAUUGAAAAUACAUCCCGACUACCCCAAAAUCAAGAAAGAGAUCUUUGAAAAAGCUAAAAAUAAUCUGAGGACCUAAUUGAGUGGCAAAGAUUUCUCGAUUAUCAAGCAGCCACCGUCCAAAAACAAGUUGU